GCAGUGCUGUGAGCGUCUCGCCAGCGCGCGCGCCACUCGAUCUGUGACGUCACGCGCCCGCCGGCCGACCCGAGCGCGCGGUAUUUGUUCCGGCGCAAAUUACAGACGGGGCCGGGCCGAAUAGGCGGCCUGUCAGUCGAGCCGGCGAGCAGAGCCGAACCGCGACGUGAGAGAGCGAGCGGCCGACGGACGGUGCCCAGAUGCGAGUCAUCCACAACAACCUGCAGCAGGCGCGCGACCAGCCGCCCUCCGUCAUGGACAAGCUGCGCAACAACUUCAACCAGCUAUGCCCGCUGCUACGGGCCCGCUAUCGCAAGUUGUUCGACGACUACGCGUCGUCCAAGGAGAACAUACCGCUGCUGAUACAGAGCGCCGACUACGUGUCCUACUCGUGCUCCUGCUGCGGUCGCACGCAGAAGCUGCAGGCAGAGGAGCUGAACACGAUCGUGGGCAACGCGUUCCGAAUGGCGUAUGCGGCGCGCCUGCAGCGAUCCUGCCUGGCAGGGCCGGGCAGCGCCGGCGACGACUCCGCCUGGGAGAUGGAGAGCCGCAACAACCACGACAAGACCAACAACCGCACCUGGGGCCGGCGCUCCAAGCAUCGCGAGCCUAGCCGACGCGAGCUGUCGCGGGGCAAAAACGUCAACCUGGCGAGUCCGGCGGCGGCGGCGCCGGCGGCGCCCGGCGCCCAGGAGCCGACCCGGCUGGCCGCCGAGCUACGCUGCCCCCUGCUGGCGGGCUACGUCAACGAGGCCGUGUCCACCACCGACUCGGAGUCGCGCUCGAGCGAGGGCGAUGUGCGGCCGCUCUCGGCCGCCGGCCGCUCCGUGUCGGCCAGCAGCCAGAGCCUGCGAGAGGACACGAAGAGUUGCCACUGGUCGAGCGCCUCCAGCUCUGCCUCCGCGUCACAUCACGCGGAGGGCACGAGCGGGGCCUCGACGCCGCUGCCGCCGCCCUACUACCAGCAGGGCCCCAGCCAGGAGCGGGUGGAGCUGCGCAGCGCCGCCUGGUUCCAGGCAGGCAUACCGAGGGAGAUCGCGCUCGAGGUGCUCUCCCAGGAGCCGGUGGGUGCCUUCAUGGUGCGCGAGUCGACUACCAAGCACGGCUGCUACGCGCUCUCGCUGAGGGUGCCCCGCGACUUCCAGGUGUCGGGCAUCGCCCACUACCUGAUCCUUAAAACCGCCAAAGGAUACAAGAUCAAGGGCUUCAUGAAGGAGUUCACCUCGCUGACGGCCCUGAUUACGCACCACUCGGUGAUGCCCGAGCUGCUGCCGUGCACGCUGUCGCUCAGCCGCUACAACCCCAACUUCGUGCGCUCCGAGUCGGCGCAGGACCUGGUCGAGCUCGACACGGACUCCGAGUACAACGGACUUAGUGAACUGUCGCGCGCCACCGCUGACACCAGCGUGUGAGACGGCCGCGACGCGGCGCUAGUGUCGCGCCGCCGGGGACGGGCGGCGUCCCCGGAGCCGGCGGCGGCCGUCCGGACAGUGACUGACUGUGCCCCGCGCGGCGGGCGGGCCGACCGGGCUGACCUGCGGUGACCUCAGGCCACCGGGGCCGAUCAGACCGGACUCGCAGCCCGCUCCUGUGAUACUAACGCUAGUUGUCCGAUGCCGCACGCGUUGUAGGUAAUCUGAGAUACGUCUAUUAUUUAUUGGUUGUGCGGCGGUUGUCUGCGCGGCUUCGACCUCGGCGCGGGAAACGACGAUGGAGAUUGAAGAGUCAUCGACCGACCCGCGCUUAUGAUGUGUUUGCUUGAACGUGAACUGAUUGAAAUAAACCACUCGUAAUACAG
Molecule: messenger RNA, 1798 nt
Organism: Pollicipes pollicipes
Lineage: Eukaryota; Metazoa; Arthropoda; Thecostraca; Pollicipedomorpha; Pollicipedidae
Product: tensin-4
Exons: 6
Coding region: 201-1412 (403 amino acids)
Source: RefSeq, a predicted model, not a curated record